CGGAUUUUGGUUGUUUUGGAUUAAAGCUACUGAGGUUUUGGAAGGAAUGGUUUGGAAUCAAAGGAACGUCUCCACUGUGGUUUCAGCAACCUAGUUUCUCUACUUAAAUUUCACUGUAGCAUGUGUUAAUUGAAUGGGAGUUUGAAUACGGCUAAAUUAAAUGAUGAAGACUGAAGUCGACAUGAUGACCAACGUUUUGUUGGAUGUGAGUUGUCUCGGGUCGCAUCAUGUCUCUUUUCAACAUACCGACACGAAAUCAGUGAAACACGAGGAUGAUGUCCUUCAGGUUCUAGUCACAGAAAUUAAAGAAGAUGAAGAUGGGCUGCAGGGCAAUCUCAAUGUGGUGAAAACUGAGGAGAGUGUCUUGCAGGACCUAGUGAUGGGAAUUAAAAAAGAAGAGGAAGAUGAUGUUGAUGAUUAUGGUGGAGCUGUCACCUCCACAGAGCAGACCUCCUCCUCCUCACGUGAAGAAAUCAAAGCUGAACUGCUGCAGGAUCAAGAUGUGAAAUCGGACAUGUCUCCAGUCCUGAGCGCUGAGAUGAAACAUCCUCCUCCAGGUCUGGUGUCUCUAUUCCAUCUGAAGAGAGUAUCAGUGCGACUCAUUGACUGCCGCAAAACACCAGGUCUGAAAGGAGAGAUAAAGACCCACAAGAGACGAGGACGAAAACCAAAACCAAACAGAGGCAAAGGAAAGUCCAAAGCUGAUAGGCCCUACGAGUGUGAUCAGUGCCGCAGCAGUUUUUCACGGGCAGAACAUCUCAAACUACACCAGCGUAUUCACACAGGAGAGAGGCCGUACUCCUGCCGACAAUGUGGAAAAAGAUGCUCAACUACAUCGAGUCUGAAAUCACACCAACGCACUCACACAGGAGCCAAGCCCUACCAGUGCCGUUUAUGUGGGCAACGCUUCACAGCGGCAGCGAGUCUCGAACGACAUCAGCACAUUCACACGGGAGAGAGACCGUUUCCCUGCUCGCAGUGUGGAAAACGUUUUACGGCGGCAGUUCAUCUCCGAGAGCAUCAAGUUGUUCACACCGUAGCGCAGCCGUACUCAUGCGACGAGUGUGGCCAGUGCUUCUCAUUUGUUGCAAAUCUCAAGCGCCACAAACGCAUUCACACCGGAGAGCUGCGGUACCAGUGCCAGACGUGUGACAGACGCUUCGCACAUACGAACACUCUGAGGCUACACCAGCGCACUCACACGGGAGAGAGGCCAUAUUGCUGUCCUAAAUGCGGGAAAGCCUUCUCACAGGCGUCCGAUGUCCAGCGCCACAUGGCGGUGCACACCAGAGACAAGCUAUUCGAGUGCCAACAGUGUGGCAAGCGCUUUUCGCAGGCGGGAAAUCUCAGACACCACCAGCGUCUUCACUUGGGACAUAAAAUCUACCGCUGUGACCAAUGUGGGAAGCAUUUUGCGCAGGCAGGAGCUCUGAAAGUUCACAAGUUUCGUCACACUGGGGAGAAACCUUACCAGUGUUCACAAUGUGAUAAAAGGUUUUCUGAUGCUCAGAGUCUCAAACGGCAUCAGCUAGUUCACUCGGGAGACCAGCCGCAUCGCUGUAAUCAAUGUGGUAAAGGAUUCUCACUGGCAUCAAAUCUCAGACGCCACAAGCAGAGUCAUACAGGAGAAAAACCCCACCAGUGCCCACGCUGUCAUAAACACUUCACCCAGAAAGGAACUAUCAAACAGCACCUACGUCUGUACUGUAGAGCGAACAGAACAGCAGUUAGAUAAUCAAGAUUACCAACGUCUGUACUUGUAUUCACUUGGCGAAUCAAGAUCAACUGUACCACUGUGAUCAGUGAGAGAAAAAAAUCAUCACAGGCAGGAAAUCUCAAGGAUCACUAGAGUAUUCACAUGGGAGAAAAGCGUUAUCAGUGCAAUCAGUUUGGUAAAGGGUUUUCACUGGCACAAAAUCUCAGAUGACACUAGAGACAUGCCCUACCAGUAAAAGCCCACCUGGGAAACUCCAACUCCCAUUGUCAUUGUAACACAGCAUUCCACAGCACACAAAUGCACACUGAACACAAAAAAUGCAUUUAUGCCUCAUCCGUGCAAGGGGCAGCCUUCAAUGGCACCCGAAAGGGGGCAGUGUGGCGGGAUGGUACCAUGCUCCAAGUACCUCAGUCAUAGAGGUGCUUAAUUACUCCCCCUACCAACCUGGUGGGUCGGGGAGUUGAACCGGCAGCCUUUGGAUGACAAGUCUGACGCUCCGAUCACUUACCCAUGACUGCCCACUGCUAACUGUUCUUAUUAGGAACAUUUCUUAAAGGCAUUAGAUCUCAAACCACAGCCGUGUGGACAAGGUUUGUGUCAGGUAGGACAUCUUGGGGCACGCUGUAGGGCUGAUAAUCCCUUGGUGGUUUGUGUUGUUUUCUUUUGUUAUUUUUGUUUGUUAGUUUGUUUCAAUGCGUUAAACACUUUUUGGCUUUUUAAAACAUUUGAGUGCCUGAACAUGAGACCUUUUCCACCUUUUUGUUCACAUAUAGAAACUGUUGUAGUUUCAAAUAAAUUAUGAUUUGGAAUGAUGAACAUCGAAGUUAA
Molecule: messenger RNA, 2545 nt
Organism: Engraulis encrasicolus (European anchovy)
Lineage: Eukaryota; Metazoa; Chordata; Actinopteri; Clupeiformes; Engraulidae
Product: zinc finger protein 883-like
Exons: 6
Coding region: 161-1735 (524 amino acids)
Biological process (GO): regulation of gene expression
Cellular component (GO): nucleus
Source: RefSeq, a predicted model, not a curated record